GAGGGGUAGGACGGAGGUAGCCAGUGCUACAGUGACCACGAUGGCGUGUGGGUGUCCCUCUGCUUCUCUCAGAGUCCUGCUGGGUGCAACUAUAUGGGCGAUGGGCGUGGGAGGUGCGAGCGUGGAAAGCCAGAUGGGCGUGGGAGGUGCGAGCGUGGAAAGCCAGAUGGGCGUGGGAGGUGCGAGCGUGGAAAGCCAGAUGGGCGUGGCAGGUGCACUCGUCAAGGAACACCGCACGACAUCGAAGGAACAAGAGUAUUUGGAAGAGGAAUAUCACGUAGACGAAUCAAGAACUGCAGCCGGAGUAGACCUUGAGAAUAAUGACCUCCUGGCCUCCCUGUUGAGGAUGCAGAAGGUGCUGAGUGGCAUCGAGGGCUGCGACACCAGGCUUCAGCACCUCUGGAGGGACGUCACAGCCCAGAGGCUGACGCUGGAGAGGUUGCAGGAGGAGGUGUUUCUGCAAAUGGACAGGCACGCCAAGAUACAAUUUGAGCACCCUACUAGACAGAAGUGUCCGGAACCCUUCCAAGUGGGCGGCGGAGGGUGCUUCUACCACCCACAGAGGGUGAAGAAGACGUGGGCAGCAGCUAGGUACUCCUGUGGCAAGCUGGGGGCUGAUCUGGCUCACCCUGCCAACAUUACCAGCUUCAGGGACUACAUCACGACGGUGGUGUCCGGAGACUGGGGUUUCUUCUUCCUGGGAGCUAGAGCUGACCCCAAACAGGAGUUCCCCGUGUAUCGGUGGCUGGAUGGCCGGAUAUUCGGUGGGGAAGGUAGAAAGUCGUCAGAGUCCCUCACAGUGGACGGCGACUUCUGCGUGGUGAUGCUGCCUCACAGUUGGCAGGAGUUCGAACACAAACACUGUGAAACUUCCAAGGGAUGGUACGUCUGUGAGGUUAAAGUGAAGAACCUGCCCCAGUAACUAGAUGGCCGAAGACAAUCAACUUAUUUGUAAUUAGUUGUUUGUAAUCACCUGCGUGUAGUUACAUGUUAGGAAUAAUGACAUGUUUGCUAUUACCUGUUUAUAGUUACAAUAGUUACUGGAACAGAGGUAUGCUCGUUCUGUUCCGUUUUUAGUAUUUUAAUCUAUGGCAGAGUUUUCUAAAAUGUGUGAACAACAAAUGUGAAGGGCUGUUAUGAUGUUGUAUGUGUUGUUACUGUGAUGUUGUAUGUGUUGUUACUAUGAUGUUGUAUGUGUUGUUACUAUGAUGUUGUAUGUGUGUUGUUACUAUGAUGUUGUAUGUGUUGUUACUAUGAUGUUGUAUGUGUUGUUACUGUGAUGUUGUAUGUGUUGUUACUAUGAUGUUGUAUGUGUUGUUACUAUGAUGUUGUAUGUGUUGUUACUAUGAUGUUGUAUGUGUUGUUACUAUGAUGUUGUAUGUGUUGUUACUAUGAUGUUGUAUGUGUUGUUACUAUGAUGUUGUAUGUGUUGUUACUAUGAUGUUGUAUGUGUUGUUACUAUGAUGUUGUAUGUGUUGUUACUAUGAUGUUGUAUGUGUUGUUACUAUGAUGUUGUAUGUGUUGUUACUAUGAUGUUGUAUGUGUUGUUACUGUGAUGUUGUAUGUGUUGUUACUAUGAUGUUGUAUGUGUUGUUACUGUGAUGUUGUAUGUGUUGUUACUGUGAUGUUGUAUGUGUUGUUACUGUGAUGUUGUAUGUGUUGUUACUGUGAUGUUGUAUGUGUUGUUACUAUGAUGUUGUAUGUGUUGUUACUAUGAUGUUGUAUGUGUUGUUACUGUGAUGUUGUAUGUGUUGUUACUGUGAUGUUGUAUGUGUUGUUACUGUGAUGUUGUAUGUGUUGUUACUAUGAUGUUGUAUGUGUUGUUACUAUGAUGUUGUAUGUGUUACUACCAUGAUAUUAUAUAAAAUGCUACCAUGAUGUAAGAUAUUCAAAUAAAGUACUAAGCAGGCACUGAAAUACAUUAGUCCAA
Cherax quadricarinatus is the source of this 1930-nucleotide messenger RNA. RefSeq lists its product as uncharacterized. NCBI's taxonomy places the organism in Eukaryota, Metazoa, Arthropoda, Malacostraca, Decapoda, Parastacidae. The record is from RefSeq and is a predicted model, not a curated record.